AUGAUCGAGAAUGUCAUAACCCACGCCUUCCCCCCCCCCUCCCCAUGCCUUCCCGCCCCGCAUCCUCAUGCCCACCUCGCCACCAGCUGCGACAACAUCACCAUCGCGCCCUCCCUGCUGUCCGAGCUGGAGGCCAGCACCGACCCGCUGCCGCGCAUGCUCAGCCCCGACGGCGAGCCCAGCAGCGUCGCGCGCGUUGAGGGCAUCGACGCGGCCACUUUUGAGAAGAUGCACGGCUCUGACCAGAUGGCGGUGGAGAAGCUGGCCCAGGGCAUCUCAGGCUUCGCCGCCGACCAGGACAAGCUGGAGGCGCAGCUGGCCGCGCUGGACGGCAAGGCCUGA
Molecule: messenger RNA, 342 nt
Organism: Monoraphidium neglectum
Lineage: Eukaryota; Viridiplantae; Chlorophyta; Chlorophyceae; Sphaeropleales; Selenastraceae
Product: Transaldolase A
Exons: 3
Coding region: 1-342 (113 amino acids)
Biological process (GO): carbohydrate metabolic process
Source: RefSeq, a predicted model, not a curated record